Lagenorhynchus albirostris (white-beaked dolphin) is the source of this 2149-nucleotide messenger RNA. It is a transcript of the gene BECN1, whose product is annotated as beclin 1. Gene Ontology annotation, biological process: autophagosome assembly; autophagy; cellular response to nitrogen starvation. The transcript has 12 exons. Gene Ontology annotation, cellular component: phosphatidylinositol 3-kinase complex, class III, type I; phosphatidylinositol 3-kinase complex, class III, type II; phagophore assembly site. Lineage: Eukaryota; Metazoa; Chordata; Mammalia; Artiodactyla; Delphinidae. The record is from RefSeq and is a predicted model, not a curated record. Bases 173 to 1519 code for a protein of 448 amino acids.
GGGUCCCGAGAUGAAGAGCGUCGGGGGCUGAACCGCUACCUUAGAAGGGAACCUGGGAACCCUCACGGCCCCUAUUGCAGACCCUCCCUGACUUUGAACUGUAAACUGCCUUUGCCGGGGCUACCCCGGAAGAAGGUCUGCCUGGUAUCCUACCGCUCCUACAGGGAACGGGAUGGAGGGCUCUAAGACAUCCAGCAGCACCAUGCAGGUGAGCUUCGUGUGUCAGCGCUGCAGCCAGCCCCUGAAACUGGACACGAGCUUCAAGAUCCUGGACCGUGUCACCAUCCAGGAGCUCACAGCUCCAUUACUUGCCACAGCCCAGGUGAAACCAGGAGAGACCCAGGAGGAAGAGGCUAACUCAGGAGAGGAGCCAUUUAUUGAAACUCGCCAGGAUGGUGUCUCUCGCAGAUUCAUCCCCCCAGCCAGGAUGAUGUCUACAGAAAGUGCCAACAGCUUCACUCUGAUCGGGGAGGCAUCCGACGGCGGCACCAUGGAGAACCUCAGCCGAAGAUUCCAGGUCACUGGGGACCUUUUCGACAUCAUGUCAGGCCAGACAGAUGUGGAUCACCCACUGUGUGAGGAAUGCACAGAUACUCUUUUAGACCAGCUGGACACUCAGCUCAACGUCACUGAAAAUGAGUGUCAGAACUACAAACGCUGCUUGGAAAUCUUAGAGCAAAUGAAUGAAGAUGACAGCGAGCAGCUCCAGAUGGAGCUAAAGGAGCUGGCAUUAGAGGAGGAGAGGCUGAUCCAAGAGCUGGAAGAUGUGGAAAAGAACCGUCAGAUAGUGGCAGAAAAUCUCGAGAAGGUCCAGGCUGAGGCUGAGAGGUUGGAUCAGGAGGAAGCUCAGUAUCAAAGGGAAUAUAGUGAAUUUAAACGACAACAGCUAGAACUGGAUGAUGAGCUGAAGAGUGUAGAAAACCAGAUGCGUUAUGCCCAGAUGCAGCUGGACAAGCUGAAGAAAACCAACGUCUUUAACGCAACCUUCCACAUUUGGCACAGUGGACAGUUUGGCACAAUCAAUAACUUCAGACUGGGUCGCCUGCCCAGUGUUCCCGUGGAAUGGAAUGAGAUUAACGCUGCCUGGGGCCAGACAGUGUUGCUGCUCCAUGCCCUGGCCAAUAAGAUGGGUCUGAAAUUUCAGAGGUAUCGACUUGUUCCCUAUGGAAACCAUUCGUAUCUGGAGUCUCUGACAGACAAAUCUAAGGAGCUGCCAUUGUACUGUUCUGGGGGGCUGCGGUUUUUCUGGGACAACAAGUUUGACCAUGCAAUGGUGGCUUUCCUGGACUGUGUGCAGCAGUUCAAAGAAGAGGUUGAGAAAGGCGAGACACGUUUUUGUCUUCCUUACAGGAUGGAUGUGGAGAAAGGCAAGAUUGAAGACACAGGAGGCAGCGGUGGCUCCUAUUCCAUCAAAACCCAGUUUAACUCUGAGGAACAGUGGACAAAAGCUCUCAAGUUCAUGCUGACGAAUCUUAAGUGGGGUCUUGCUUGGGUAUCCUCACAGUUUUAUAACAAAUGACUUGCUUUUUUCCUUAGGGGUUUGUUUGCCUUAAAGGCUUUAAAUUUUGUUUUGUUUGCAAAAAAAAAAAAAAAGUGUUAAAUUAAAUUCGGGUACUGUUAAACAGCACAUGUUUACAAUACCGAAAAAGAAAAAAAAAUCCACAAAAGCCACUUUAUUUUAAAACAUAACAGAUACUUUCCAGAGCUACAACAUGCCAUGUAUAGCAACUGGCCUUUAUCACAGUUUUGACUCUUAACCCCAUGCCUUCCUUUCCCUUUGUCCCCGCAAAACAACUAAUUUAAGUUUGCUUUUUUUUUUUUAGACUGAGUUGAAUUGAGAUUGAUGUGUUUUCACUGGAUUUUAUCUCUCUCAACUUCCUGCACUUAGAAUAUGAAAUAGAAACUUUUGUCUCCACUGAGACUACAAGAUGUGUGAGAUGCACAGUUGGAUAACGUGAGAAAAUGACAUGUAAGCUUUGGUCACCACGUGAUGUGAUCAGAAGCUUGAAAUUUAACACUUCUCACUUGGUUCUAGUACUGAAUGCCUGCUCUGCUCUGUGUUAGAGAUAUGAAAUUGUGUUUGAUACUGUUUGAGACCUUAUGGAGAGAUUUAAUUAUUUGUAAUAAAAGAUUUACUGCAGUCUGAUAA